Messenger RNA from Aphanomyces astaci, 408 nucleotides. RefSeq lists its product as hypothetical. The record is from RefSeq and is a predicted model, not a curated record. Lineage: Eukaryota; Oomycota; Saprolegniomycetes; Saprolegniales; Verrucalvaceae. Bases 1 to 408 code for a protein of 135 amino acids. The transcript is spliced from 2 exons.
AUGCGACUGGUGGCCGGCUUGACUGUGCUGUUCUUAUCAGGGCGCUCCGUCGUAGUGGGGACAAAGGACCAGCUGAAAUCCCAACCUCCAUUUCUAUCUCAAAUCCAGUCUCCGAAAACUCGCUAUUGUGGUACGCCGUUGGAAGAGCUGCAGUACUUCGACUUAUCCGCCCCCGACAACGGCACGCUGUUCAUCCUUCUGUUCAUCCUUCUGUCCAUGUUUAUCGCGUUUGGGUACGUCAUGGCUGCGAGUGCGUCGGACACGAUGGUGGUCGAGUAUGCCCAGGCUGGGCAUACGCAACAGGUUCUUGCUGGGCAGCCCAGCAAGAACCUGUUGCCAUCCGCGGCCGCAUCCAGAAUCCAGACCACUAUCUACGUCGUGCGCUCUCUCGCUGGCAUCCUCGCGUAA